Lemur catta (Ring-tailed lemur) is the source of this 4560-nucleotide messenger RNA. RefSeq names its product islet cell autoantigen 1 like (gene ICA1L). Gene Ontology annotation, molecular function: protein domain specific binding. The transcript is spliced from 14 exons. Gene Ontology annotation, biological process: regulation of transport. The record is from RefSeq and is a predicted model, not a curated record. Bases 153 to 1595 code for a protein of 480 amino acids. NCBI's taxonomy places the organism in Eukaryota, Metazoa, Chordata, Mammalia, Primates, Lemuridae. Gene Ontology annotation, cellular component: Golgi apparatus.
CGCGGCUCCGGCGUCGCGGCAACGUACUGUAAGGCGAUAUUACUUUAAUCAUCUUCACAUCAAUAUUUAUGGAGUAGCCACAGGUGCCUCAUCCUUUAGUAGGAGUUAAUUAUACAUUUACUGGCCAAAUAAACAUCUCCUAAUGUCACUCCAUGGAUUCCUUUGGGCAACCCAGACCAGAAGAUAACCAGUCAGUAGUCAGCAGAAUGCAAAAGAAAUACUGGAAAACUAAACAGGUCUUUAUCAAAGCAACAGGAAAAAAAGAGGAUGAGCACGUGGUGGCAUCUGAUGCUGAACUGGAUGCUAAACUUGAGGUUUUUCACUCCAUUCAAGAGACAUGCACUGAACUUCUGAAGAUAGUCGAGAAGUAUCAGCUAAGACUCAAUGUUAUAUCAGAGGAAGAAAAUGAGCUAGGGCUCUUUUUAAAGUUUCAAGCAGAACGGGAUGCAACUCAAGCUGGCAAAAUGAUGGAUGCCACUGGCAAGGCACUCUGUUCUUCAGCCAAGCAAAGAUUGGCCCUGUGUACUCCCCUGUCUCGUCUUAAGCAAGAAGUAGCAACAUUCAGUCAGAGAGCAGUAUCUGAUACCUUGAUGACAAUUAAUCGAAUGGAGCAGGCACGCACAGAAUACAGAGGAGCUCUGCUGUGGAUGAAAGAUGUAUCCCAAGAACUGGACCCAGACACCUUAAAACAAAUGGAAAAAUUCAGAAAAGUACAGAUCCAAGUGAGAAAUAGCAAAGCUUCUUUUGACAAGUUAAAGAUGGAUGUUUGUCAGAAAGUGGAUUUACUUGGAGCUAGUCGCUGCAAUAUGCUCUCUCAUUCACUCACUACCUACCAGAGAACACUGCUUGGAUUCUGGGAGAAAACAGCUCGAAUGAUGUCCCAAAUCCACAAGGCCUGUAUUGGCUUUCAUCCAUAUGAUUUUGUAGCUCUGAAGAAACUACCAAACACGCCAAGCAAGCUUACUGAAGACCACAAAGAAGAACAAAUGGACGGCAAUUUUCUUACUGAAAACCUCAAUAAGAUAGUUUUGUCAGAUGAGGAAGCAAGCUUAGGGAAUGAACCAGAGUACAAGGAAAAACAUUUUCAAAUGAGAGAAUUUAGAGCACCUCAGUUUUCUAACUCUGAAAAUGUUGCAAAAGAUCUACCUGUAGAUUCAUUGGAAGGAGAAGAUUUUGAGAAGGAAUUCUCAUUUCUGAACAGCCUCCUAAGUCCUGGUUCUUCAAGUACGGGUGAAUUUACCCAAGAGUGCCAGACUGCUUUUGGGAGCCCCAUUACCAGUUUCACGUCUCAGGAGCCUUCUGUGGGGUCUGAGCCUCUCGCUCAUUCCUCUCGAUUCCUUCCUUCACAACUCUUUGACCUUGGCCUUCAUGCUGCUGGAGCUUUCAACAGCUGGGUCUCCCAAGAAGGAUCAGAACUUCCUCUUUCACAUACUGAUAACCAGCCAGUGCCUUCACAGAGUCAAAAAAAAUUAACAGGAUCCCCCAACAAUGGUAGUCAAGACAUGUCAGCCUGGUUCAAUCUAUUUGCAGACUUGGAUCCUCUUUCAAACCCAGAUGCUAUUGGACACUCAGAUGAUGAACUUCUUAAUGCUUGACUCAAGUUACAAUGUCACUUCAGUGGCCUUGAGACAUCAAUUUUGCAACAUAUUGCCUUUGUGGAAAGGAGUUUAUAUUGUAACCCACACACAAAAGCAUGGUGUUUGUGAAUAUAUCACCUGUCAGUCAACUUUAGCAUUAGACACAUUUGAAUGUGUCUAAUGUAAGGACCACAUUUGAAUAGAUUAAGUACAUCUUUAAUAUCUUGGAUUUACAGCUGUUGAUGCUAUGUGGAAAAUAUUAGAAACUACUGAGUCUGUGGUAUUUACAUUCCAAAAUUUAUGUCAAAAUAACAGGAAUAAUUCUGUCAAUCAGGAGUUGGACUAUUUCUUUGGAAAGCCUAUUUUUAUGUUUAAGUUGCCUUGCUGGCUGUGAGAAUUCUGUAUGUGGAUAAAAGACAGCAUGUAAAUUGGGUUGUGGUUUGAGGUUGCUUUUUAAAUCAAACAGUGGUGGGGGGUUUUCUGUUGUGGAAAAUAGCAUUAGACUCAUACCAGCUUUGUGUUUGAUUAGAAAAUUAUAAUAAGUUUUGAGAACUCAAUUUGCUUUAGUGAAAUCACAGAGAAACUUGGUACUUGUUUUUCUCCAUUUGGAGGCUAAAAUAUAAUGUCAACCUUUCAUUCAUCCAGAAUCAUGGACACCCCCCCAAAUUCCAUUACUAAAUUUUCAUGGGGGAAGUAGCAGGAUGAUUAAUUUGCUAAGCCCAUCCUCUGUAGAAACAGAAAAAUCCAUCUUCCCAUCUCAUAAACCACAGAAUGCCUAGAAAUAUUCAAGUCAUUGUGUCAGUGUCCUCAGGCCUGGUUCUUCACACACUGCUAAGGUAACAUGUAGUAUUCAUACUGUUCCUGAAAACAAGGGGAAAACAUUCCCUAAGCAACUGGCAAUAGUAUUCCUGAUAUUACCUAUGAGGGAGACAAAUUCUAAACACCUUACCUUUAUACAUAUUUGCAUACUUACCUCAUAUUUUGUGAUGCGAUUUAACCCAGAAUACUUUCUGGCAGAGAUACCGAAAGCUCUACGUGAUCAGUGAGUGUUUUACUUUCCACUUCUGUGGGUGACAUCAUCUAAGGCUCUAUUUGAUUACUAAGCAAAAGCUCUUAUCCUUAGAAGGUUUAGAACCUAAAUAUUGGGAGGGAAGACUAUUUAAUGGAAGUUAGUGUAAGUUGAUGAAAACAUAGCUACUGUACACAGUCAUCAAUCACUCAAUGUUCUGUCCUGUUUUCUUGCUCACCCUUUAGUUUUGAGGCAGUUUUCCAAGUGUUUUAUUGUUGUCAUCCAGUCCAUUACAUUUCCGUAAGAAAACAUUUUAACUAAGUUGUUCACAGUAGUUUUCACGUGCUCUUAGUUCUAAACAGGCUUAUUUGGAAGAGAUUUGCUUGUAAUGUCCAAGUCAUUGUAUGUAGAAAACGUUGUGAAGGAAUGAACCCAGAGUAGGUAAAAUGCAACCCACCUCUCAUCCACACCAGUCUGGCUCUCCAGAAAACCAUUACAAUGGCUAAGUACUUCAUAGGCUGGAAAGACCUUACCUGAGGGUCAGAAACAUGGACUCAGGAAAAGGUUAUGAAGUUUUUCCUUAAAAUCUUUUCACAAUAUUAUUCAUAUUUCUUUAUUUGAUUUCAAUGAACUGUUAUUUAUCUUCAGAAGUAUUUUUAAAAAUAAUUUUACUUGUGGUGGAAUAUAUAACUGGUGUCAACGAUUUAAGAAGCAUUUUGUAACUCUUCCUUUGUAUUCAGUGAAAUUUUCCAGAAGACAAUACUACCAUUGUUUUGCCAAGAUUCAAUCACCAAGAUUAUGAUUCUGAACCACAAUCUAAAAUCUAUACCCAUGGUGGCUCUGGUACUCUCGACUUUUGAGUACCUCAAAAAAUGCUAACUUUAUGUCUUGAGUUUGUGCCAUUUUUCUUUGCAAUGGCUGCCUAAUGCAAUACUUCCAAGGUAUUUCUGUUUCUCCCUCACAUGCAUGCAAAGCAGUCCUUGUUUUCUAAGCAUCUAAACAAAGAUGCUUCAAUGAGCAGAACCAGAACCCUGAAUCCCAGACUAUAAACGUGAAGGGAUAAUAUCCUCAAUUUUCCAAGAGCAAAGGUUCUCCCCAAAUUGAGACAAACAAGGGAUUUUUAUUAUUCAGUUCUUAGUUUCUGUGACAGUUCCUCUUUCAACAGAGUAUAUACUAGUAGUUUCCCAUUAACCCAGAAGCAAUAUUAACUGCCUUAACAAGUCUAGUUAUAAUUUCAACAAGUCUAACAACUCUAUUUUUGAAGAGCACAUAACCAUUAUUAAAAUAAAGGUAACCAUUCAUAUUUUCUCAACAUUAGUUAUCUGAGGGUCAAUCACUAAAAUUUUUAUAGUCAGAGAAAUUUUGCUCUAUUAAACCAACAUUGCUAAGAUGUAAAACCAACCACACAUUCAAUAAGGGUGAAAGCACAGGGUAAGCACAGGACAGAAAGGUACCCUGUUGCUCUUUGUCUCAAUCUAGACCAUCUAUUAAAUAAGAAAUAAAUUCAUUAUUCUUAACCAAGGGUAGAUCAGAACAACUCUUUUGAAAUAGCUAUGUUUUACGUUAAAUAGGGAGAAACACUUUUACUUUAUUUUAUACUGAGUAAGAAUGCAUUUAAGCUUAAAAAAGCUCCAGAGGAACUAAAAUUUGCCUACUAUUUCUACAGCCACUUUACAGGAGAGUCAGAAAUACCAGGGCAUAAUAAGAUUGGAUCUGUGUAACUUUGUAUUUUUUGAAAUCUUUCAUUAAUUGUAGAAAAUAGCUCUCAUAUGAUUAGAAACAAAAUGUUAUUUCCACAAAAUAGGUUUUAGUAUUUGCACAUUUAAAAAAACUGUAUUUCAACUAUGGAUAUUUCAUAUAACUAUCCUUAUAAACCAUUUAGAAACGUAGAGGUCUUACAGCGUUAGAACAAAGGAAGUUUAAAUGUACUCUAUUUUUCUGAGCCUCUUUUAAUAAAGAUUUCUAGAUGGCAUA